Aspergillus alliaceus is the source of this 1325-nucleotide messenger RNA. It is a transcript of the gene leu2A, whose product is annotated as 3-isopropylmalate dehydrogenase LEU2. The record is from RefSeq and is a predicted model, not a curated record. Gene Ontology annotation, biological process: L-leucine biosynthetic process. Lineage: Eukaryota; Fungi; Ascomycota; Eurotiomycetes; Eurotiales; Aspergillaceae. The transcript is spliced from 6 exons. Gene Ontology annotation, cellular component: cytosol. Gene Ontology annotation, molecular function: NAD binding; magnesium ion binding; 3-isopropylmalate dehydrogenase activity. Bases 80 to 1177 code for a protein of 365 amino acids.
AUAACUCAUGAGCUUUCUGUCGCUGAGCUUUGUCUCGUGUUAAUAUUGUUAUCCAUUGUACCUAACCCGUUACUUUACAAUGCCUUCUUUCAACAUUGUCGUUUUCGGCGGAGACCACUGUGGUCCAGAGGUUACCGCAGAGGCCAUCAAGGUCCUCCGUGCCAUUGAGAAGAGCCGUAGUGAUAUCACCUUCAACCUUCAAGACCACUUGUUGGGAGGAGCAUCAAUUGAUGCCACAGGAUCCCCAUUGACCGACGAAGCCCUGAACGCAGCCAAAAACGCCGACGCCGUUCUCCUGGGUGCUAUCGGUGGACCGAAAUGGGGCACCGGUUCCGUUCGCCCGGAACAAGGCAUCCUGAAGCUCCGCAAAGAAAUGGGCACCUUCGGUAACCUGCGCCCCUGCAACUUCGCCGCACCUUCCCUCGUCGAGAGCUCCCCCCUUCGCGCCGACGUCUGCCGCGGCGUUAACUUCAACAUUAUCCGUGAGUUGACGGGCGGUAUCUACUUCGGCGAGCGCAAGGAAGACGACGGCAGCGGAUACGCAAUGGACACGGAGCCGUACUCGCGCGCUGAGAUCGAGCGCAUCAUCCGUCUGGCCGCUCACCUGGCCCUGCAGCACAACCCCCCUCUUCCUGUGUGGAGUUUGGACAAGGCCAACGUCCUGGCUACUAGCCGUCUGUGGCGUAAGACUGUUACUGAGGUCAUGGCGAAGGAGUUCCCUCAGCUGAAGAUCGAGCAUCAGCUGAUUGACUCUGCGGCUAUGAUCAUGGUCAAGAACCCCCGCCAGCUGAAUGGUAUCGUCGUUACGAGCAACUUGUUCGGUGAUAUCAUCAGUGAUGAGGCUAGUGUUAUUCCCGGAUCGCUGGGUUUGCUUCCUAGUGCUAGUUUGAGCGGUAUCCCUGAUGGAAAGAGCAAGGUUAAUGGUAUCUAUGAGCCUAUUCACGGCUCUGCUCCCGAUAUUGCGGGAAAGGGCAUCGUCAACCCCGUCGCUGCUAUUCUCUCCGUUGCUAUGAUGAUGCAGUACUCUUUCGGUCUGUUUGCCGAGGCCCGCGCUAUCGAGCAGGCUGUCAGCAACAUUAUCGAGUCUGGCGUCCGCACUGGUGACAUUGGUGGUAAGGCUACCACCGCUGAAGUCGGUGAUGCUGUUGCUGCUGAAUUGGAGAAGCUGUUGAAGUAAAUGGUACUCUGAAGGAAAUGGGGGAGAGAUGGAAGGGAAAAGUACAUUUUUAAGCUGAACGCAAUGAGAUAUGACCUUCUGGAUAAUCUAUAUAUAGAUGACAAAUUUAUUUAAUUCGCUUGCCUCCCAGAUCCUAGAGACUAUCAAG